GACAGACAUCUGGCGGUCACAAAUUGUACUAUUCAAACAACUGAACCAGCAAAUACCUGAAACCUGCAUGUGGAUAAUGUGUGCAUCACGAAUUUUGCCACCAAAAAUAGCUCCACUGGUUGUAUCACAGACAAAGCCAAAACACACAGGGACUUUGUUCUUUUUUCAUGGCUCGGGUGAUACUAGUGAUGGAAUAAAACUGUGGUUAAAAGAAGUCACAGGCAAAGAAUUUGUUUUUCCACACAUGAAAAUAAUUUAUCCAAGUGCUCCUGUAAGACCGUACACUCCCAUGUUGGGUCAGUUAUCCACUGUGUGGUUUGACCGAAAACAAAUUUCUCCAUUUGUACCAGAGGACACAAAAACUUUAGAGGAAUCAUGUUCUGAAUUGAACAAACUGAUUGAAACUGAAGUUGAGAAUGGAAUACCCUUGGAGAGGAUUAUUCUAGGUGGAUUUUCAAUGGGUGGGGCAAUGGCUCUUCAUCUUGGAUAUAGAUAUCAGAAGCAGGUGGCAGGAGUAAUAGCUCUGUCUUCCUUUCUUAAUCAACAGUCAGUUGUAUACGAGGGCCUGAAGCAUGACUUUGGUCCUCUUCCACCCUUAUUUCAAGCAGCAGGAACAGCAGAUUCUUUGGUAUUGUUUGAUUGGGUAGCCACAACAAAUAAAGAACUCUCUGCUCUUGGUGUACAGACUACAUUUCAUAAGUUUGACAAUCUUUGCCAUGAGUUGAGUAGAGAGGAGGUCCAGUUAAUGAGAAAAUGGAUUGAGGAGAGAGUACCAGAUGAUAGAUGAAUGGCACAUGUAUAUGAAAAAAAGUAAUUUUAUCUCUGCAGCUAUACUGACAAAAGAUUGGAGGCCUACAAAGAUGUUUUCCAAAGAGGCCGUUCAGAUUGAGAAGAGCCGCGUGCUAGCUAGGCCACGACCUAAAUAUGGCAGACCUACAUGAAAGGAAGACCGCUUAAUCAUGUAAUGGUCUCUCUGCCUCUCACACGUCUCUCCACACGUCGUCUUUUGACCCGUUGAAUUGAGCCGAGAUUUAAUAACUGUGCCCCUGCAGGGAUGACGCAUGGGGAGUCCACAUUUGAGAUAUGAGUGCACAUAUUUUGUAUGAUAUUUGCAUUUUACCCAUUUUAUGCUGUAGUACUCUCCAGUAUGGAAAGAAAUCAAUAGAA
Lingula anatina is the source of this 1167-nucleotide messenger RNA. RefSeq names its product lysophospholipase-like protein 1. Gene Ontology annotation, molecular function: palmitoyl-(protein) hydrolase activity; carboxylic ester hydrolase activity. Gene Ontology annotation, cellular component: cytoplasm. NCBI's taxonomy places the organism in Eukaryota, Metazoa, Brachiopoda, Lingulata, Lingulida, Lingulidae. Gene Ontology annotation, biological process: protein depalmitoylation. The record is from RefSeq and is a predicted model, not a curated record.